Molecule: messenger RNA, 1876 nt
Organism: Salvelinus fontinalis (brook trout)
Lineage: Eukaryota; Metazoa; Chordata; Actinopteri; Salmoniformes; Salmonidae
Gene: pabpn1l
Product: PABPN1 like, cytoplasmic
Exons: 6
Coding region: 466-1215 (249 amino acids)
Molecular function (GO): RNA binding
Source: RefSeq, a predicted model, not a curated record
CGGGCAGCAUUUGGACAAGUCCCCUUAUCCUGAUCUGACAUUGUAAUCAAUAGCAGUUCGUAUUGAAACCACACGAGAAUGCAUUUAUUUGCAUUUAUGAAAAUAAAAUGAUACCUUAUAGAUUUAUUUUCAUAAAAUGCCAAUCCAACAACUGAUGGGGCGAGCCCACAACCAUGUGAUAAUUAAUUGACAUUUCCUCUCGUCAUAUUUGACAGACAGGUAAGCAACCACUAUUGACAAGGGCGUGGGUAGAUUCCGUCCGCGGGAAGAUAUUUGUAUUUAAUCCAAACAAAUUUCCGUAUACAGGCUACAUUUAUUAACCUUAUUCAAAUCGGAGAAGUGAUUAAAAAAAACAUCGAUUGCAUUGGAGUCUUCUACACUGGACUGGCUACAAGAGAGCGACGUCGCGGGAAUUGAAGUGGCGUCUGCGGGCAUGGGUUUGGUGUCUGCUGUUGAGCACUGAAUAUGGCGGAGCAAAGGCAAGAUAUGUACAUAGAAGGCGAGCUCGCGGGAGAUCAUUACAUGGAGGACCCGGAACUUGAAGCCAUCAAGGCACGGGUGCAAGAGAUGGAGGAGGAGGAGCGGCUGAGAGCAGUGCAGUAUGAGGCAACAGAGAGACAGAUCCAGGCAGGAAUGUUCUAUACAAUGACCCAUGAGGAAAGGAUAGAUGCUGACAACAGAUCUGUCUAUGUGGGGAAUGUGGAGUAUGGUGCCACUGCAGAUGAGUUGGAGAUCCAUUUCAAUGGCUGUGGUCCUGUCAACAGAGUAACCAUCCUUUGUGACAAAUUCUCUGGCCAUCCCAAGGGUUUUGCAUAUAUUGAGUUCCAUGACAGGGACUCAGUGCAGACUGCCAUGAGCCUGGAUGAGACGGUAUUCAGAGACAGAGUCAUAAAGGUAUUGCCUAAAAGGACCAACAUGCCAGGAAUCAGCACCACAGACCGGGGGAUUCACAGAGGUGCUCGAUCCAGGGGACGAGGUUUCCACCCACCCAGAUACAAUGGGUAUCAACAAGGCAGGUUCCGCUACAAUACUGGCCCUGCCAGGUCAGUCUCACCACACCCCUACGGGCCCCCAGCUGGGAAGAGACACUGGGGGGUUCCUGAGCACCGUGAGCAGGGCCCUAAACGACACCCAUGCCUUCUCCUCAUAACCCCACCGACUGACCACUCGGGGCCAGGGCACAGUGGACACAUGCACCCGCAGCAACACUACUGAAUCACGUCUGGAUUCAAGUGAUUGUUUGAUAUCAACAUGGAAUGAGAAUUUCAGGAAAUCGUGACUUGCUCGUCUCUACUCAUUUGCAAAUUAUUUUCAAUGCAUGUUAAUGGGCAGAAAUCGAGAGAAAAGCAGAUUUCAACCUCAUUAAAUUAAUUCAUAUGGCAACUUUUGUUAACAGCCUCUAUAAAAAGUUAUUGCAACUUAAUCCUAACAAGACAGACUUUGCAAUGGCCAUUUUGUCCUCUUAUUGUAGGGGAAAUGGAUGAGGCCAGCCUUGUUUUGCUGCUUAAUACAGUUAAAGAUUGUGCCUAUGGUGUUAUUUUAUUUCUUGAGCAGUUUGUGCCAUUAUUUACCCCAAUAACUUUUUGAAUGCACAGCCAUUUGCCAUGUCAGAUACUUUUUUUUUUAAGGAUGUUUUGAUCAGAUCACUCAUUUUGUUGGUGUGUGGCUAUCGAGCUUGUAAGUAUAGUUGUUGUAAAACACCAAACACAAAUGAUAACAUUUGGGGUGUGAUUGGCUUUCUUUUGUAACUAUAUUGACAUGCAAUUGGCAGUUUGAGCGACUGAGUUGUUGCUAUGUACUUGAAGCAAUGUUUAUGGCUGUAUAUAAUUUGUCAAACAUCUUUUGCUUUAGAAAUGAAUAAAUGAAUUACACUUGA